AUGCAAGACUCAUAUUCAGUUUCAGCAGCAAUGGAAAAACUUGUCCACUUAACAAGCCAGCCGUACCAUCAACUUGAUAUACGAGCAGCUUUGUCAACGGAAAUAAAAAAAGCGCAUCAGGCUUCCGGGAAAUUUUCAAAAAUAUCUACUCAUGUACUUGAUACUAUUGAUGCGAACAUGAGCGAGCAACUAGAGAAUCGGCUGCAGGAGGCGAAAAAUAAUUACACCGGAGAGCGUAUUGUACUUAUUCUUUGUAAUAUGGGUAGUUUUCAUUGGAUUGGCAUUUUGCUGGGGUUCAAUAUUGACGGGUGCAUUUGGCGAGCUCAAUCAUUUGAUCCAGUCACAGGCUCUGACCAUCUUACCGACAAGAUCCAGACAGCUUUUUCCAAGGUUUAUCCAGACAUCAUUCUACGAGUAAACACUCUAUUGAAACACAAAGAUCACACGAAAAGUGCCAUUCUCACCAUUGCGAACUUACUGAUCGCCACCGAUGAUGCACAGUUUUCUCAAAGGGAUAGCUUAAAUGGGCAAAAACUGAAUUCUUCAUACGACGACGGCAGACAAAAUAACAAAAAUAAAAUGGACCAAGUACAAGCGUAUCCAACAUCAAACGAAGGUAACAUUUCUGAGUACGAUGAACUUGAAAAACAAGUAGCCGCGAGAUUAAAAAGUUUCAACAUUACAGAUAUCGAAAUAUUGCCAGAAAAGAUUCGUCGUAGUGAACAACGUGUAAAGGAUUUUCGAGAGGAUGGAAGACACGAUGACGCAGCGAAGGAAGAGAAGCAUAUGAGUGAACUCAAAGAAAUGCAGGCAUUGGCUGAAAACAUAGCCAAGUUAAAAGCAUCGAUAAACUGCGGCGAUGGGAAGUUGCGGGAAUUGGAACAAAGCUUAGCGAGCCGUCAGGCAAAGUUGAAGAUAACAGACUUGAGCGUGUUACCCGAGAAAAUCCGUCGUAGUGAACAACGUGUAAAGGAUUUUCGAGAGGAUGGAAGACACGAUGAAGCAGCGAAGGAAGAGAAGCAUAUAAGUGAACUCAAAGAAAUGUUGACAUUGUCUCAAAAAAUUACGAAACUGAAAGCAUCAAAAGACAGUGGCGAAGGGCAGUUAAUCGCACUAGAAGAGAGCUUAACCAACAGCAAAAUAAAGUUAAAGAUAACCGAUUUGACUGUACUACCUGAGAAAAUCCGUCGUACUGAGGAACGUGUAAAAGAUUUUCGAGACGAUGGAAGAAACGAUGAUGCAGAUAAAGAGACAAAGUAUUUAUGCGAACUGAAGGAGUUGCAAGCAUUGUCUGAGAAAAUUGCCCAACUAAAAAAUACGAUGAACAGUAGCGAAUGGAAACUAUGCCAGUUGGAAAAAAGCCUACUGAGCAAUCAGGAGAAGUUGAACAUAACCGAUUUGACUGUCCUACCGGAGAAAAUCCGUCGUAGUGAACAACGUGCGAAAGAUUUUCGAGACGAUGGAAGAAACGAUGAUGCGGAAAGAGAGACUAGGUUUUUGAGUGACCUGAAAGAAUUGCUGGCAUUGUCUGAAAAUAUCACCAAGCUCAAGAGUUCAGGGAGCAAUUGUGAUUCGCAGUCGGUUACACUAGAAGAACGCUUAGCCAAUAUUAAAGCAAGAUUCAACAUAACCGAUUUGAGUGUACUAUCCGAGAAAAUUCUUCGUAGUGAGCAGCGAAUAAAAGACUUUCGAGAUGAUGGCAGAAACGACGACGCCGAAAAAGAAACGAAGUAUGUCGACGAACUUAAAGAGCUGCAAGAACUCGGAAAAAGAAAAGAUGACUUGAAACUUCCGAACACACAGAGCGAAGUAACAAUUGACUCCUCUGCAAGUAAACAAGCCGAAGAAAAAAUUGAGUCUUCUUCAACCAAAACUGAUAAGCUAGUGCUGACGGAUCUUGACACGCUACAUCAAGAUUUGCUUUUUUUACCUGUUUGCGCCGAAAAGGUAGCAAUGCAACUUUUGGAAUACUUUCAACAAAUUAUGGCAUCACAAAAUAAGUCAGUCACCUUUUCGAACAGUUCAGUAUAUCAACUAUUUCACGAACUAGAAAAUCAGAUGGACCAAGAAGAAAUGCUCUCGGACACUGUGCGUAAAAACUUGCAGGACCUACGGCGAUACGUUGAUAAUCAGGAUGCUUCAUCGGCGAACCGUUGUCUUGCAGAGUUAUUGAAAAAAAUACGACCUCUUCAUGUGCAAGAGAUUCAGCGCCUGAUUGACAAAGCGAAAGCAGCAGCCAAAGUGAUCGAGGAUCAAGAUGUUAUCCUUUUGAUAGGUGAGACAGGAACUGGAAAGUCGACGACCAUUCAGUUUCUUGCCGGUUGCCAGAUGGAAAAGAAAAAGGUCGAAGUUGAAAAUGGUCGAUUUCUUGAGCACGUCGAAGCAGUCGAGCCAAUUAAAAACCCUGAGCUGAGACGCAUCAUCAGUAGUCCGCGAAACAAAUCCGAAACACGCUAUAUCACGCCGGUCACAGUUCCGUUGAGAGACAUUUUUGGGCCGCAUGAGACAGGCGAGUUCAUCAUCUGUGAUGCACCGGGCUUUGGUGACACAGCUGGUCCAGAGGUCGACAUAGCGAAUGGCGUGGGAGUGAUCGAAGCGAUUCGUGGAUGUAAGAGUGUCAAGAUACUUGCUCUCUCAAGUUACAAAAGCUUGGGCGAUAGAGGACAAGGGAUUCAGAAAUUGACGCAUCUUCUGAUCAACAUGAUGCGUGACAUUGAAGAUAGACUCGGCUCGAUUUUCUAUGGGUUCACAAAAUAUCCGUCGAGCAGUGACAUUUCAGCACUGUUAAUCGACGUGAAGAUUUCCAAAGUUGACACGGAUCCUCUGCUGCGAUCUGAUAGUGCUUUUGUAGCCGUGUUAACCGACAUGAUCAAUAAAACGAAGGUUGGUGUUGAAAAGAUCGAUCCGUUGAGUGGAGAUCCAAAAAGAACGAUUGAAAGAUUGAAACAAGUGCGCGGUAUUAUGUAUCCUCGCGAUGUUUUUCAGUUUUCCAUGAGCGAAAAUACACAAGCAUGUAUCGCGAGUCAGGUUCAACGAGACAGUUCGAAUGUAAAAGUGGCAUUGAAGCAUAGAAAUCAUGCUCUUGUGAAGCAUUACUUGAACAAUGUGAAGACAUUGAAUGAUCUGCUGGAGCAAAGUUCCAUACGAGAUGCUUACGCAGAACUCGUACGUUUUGUUAGCAACACCAUCAAUGAACAUUGUUCAGAAGUGAUGAAGAAAUUCAAUCGCGCAUUGGCUAGUCAAGAUGGAUUGAGAGACGAAGACAUUCGAGAAUACAAGAGUUGUGUUGAAUACAUUGAACAGAUUCAAGUUCUGAGAGAAAACGUCGGAUCUGACCUGCUGCUACCAGAUACUUUGAUGGUAAAUAUUCGUUCUGAACUCGAUAAGCGAGCCCAAUCAUUACAUGAUGAAGAGUUGCAUAGUGUAUCCAUGAGAAUCUAUUUAGAGAAUCUUGGUUUACUCAAGAAUAGUUUCGACGAGUUUGGAGCGUUGCAUCAAAGAUGUUGUCGAGACUUUGAAAAUCGACUCGAAAAGCUUGCUCAAUCUGUACAUGAACCUAUCGACGCGAAUGAGUUCAGCAAGGUUGCAGAGAUUAUACUUCUGAUUUCAAAAUGUUCAACAGGUCUGAAUAAUAAUUUUCAUGGAUUGGUAGAACAACAGUAUCGAAAAACUGUCAGUGCGGUCUUAGAGUAUUUGAGUAAUGUGUCGGAAAAAAUCAAUCAUAUGGUAGAUAGCAUACGUCUUAGUGAAAGUGAUGUAAAGAUGAUCAAAACUUGCAUGAAUAUACUUAGAGCAGCUAGGGACAAUGUUUCGCUGCAAGAUCGUAUCGAGACAUACAGAAAAAUGUUCCAAAAGCAAAAAAAUGAUUCGAUGGUGAAUGUGAAAGGUUUGAAUGAAAUCUGCAAUGAAUUCAUCGAAAAAGUAGUGAGUUAUUUCAAUCAGAUAAAUAAUCGAGUAGAACAAAUUUUCGAAGCCAGUGGAGACCAUGCUCUAGAAGACAUCGAAAAUUUAGUAAAUGACAUGGAUGCGAUUCGAACAAUCCCAGAAAUUGAGUCUAAAACUGCAGGAGCUUAUUAUCGCACUGCUGAAAAAAUACGUGGAUACAUGCAACAAAUUCAACGGGAUGUGGAACAAAUGAUGCAAACUAUUGAGCAACAAUCAGGAACGCCUAAUUACGGAAAAAUUGCUCGUUCAUUAUCACGCCUGAAAAGUGGGAAGUGGAUGAAUCGCGUAAGCCCGGGAGCGUAUGAUAUAUCAAUACAUCGCAUAACAGAAGAAUUAAUUCAAUAUUUUCACCAACUAGAAGAUCGUUUGAUGAAACUUGAUUUAAGCCUGAAAUACCCCGAGAAUAUCUGUGUGGCACAAGAGAUCUUCGAUCAGAUUGAAUCUUUGAGCGUAUUAGAGCGUACUAUUCCUGAGUUGAAAAAGUCUAAAGAGGCUAUGAUUAAACGUUUUCUUGAAUACGUACAGGCUACAUUCGAUCGUAUACAAGUUGCUUUGAGUUUACAAGACAUAAAUGUGUACCAAAUGAAGAAAGAACUAAAAAAUCUUGAACAGAUUAAACAAGAAUACGAGAACCAACAUCCAGCUAGUAUGUUUUUGAGGAAGCAAAACUUUUCCGAUAUCAGCCAAUUGAAUGCCAAACUUGAGGAACUCAAACAAAGCCACACGAGCGAAUGUGCAGAAGCAAAAAUUGAGCAAGGUAAAAUUGAAUCACAAUUGACCGAGUUGAGAUCGAUCAAUGACAAAUAUGAUGACUUAUGUCUCUCAACGGGAGAACAAGAUGAAUGCAAACAAAAUAAGAAAACCAAUGCACAAGCGGAUAAUUAUUUGAUAUCAACUAAGUAUUCCAACAUUGACAAUGUACGUGAAGCCAUUAUUAGAAACGAAACAUUUCGGGUUGAUCUCUUGCAAACACUUAAGGAACAGCGCACAAAAUAUGAAAAGUCUUUGAGUUGGCUUGAAUCCGUCAAAAAUGAGUAUGAGCAGCUGCUGAAUGCACCUGGUCCUACCUCUUCUGAAGCAAUGAAGCUUGUUCGAGAGAGAAGCCAAAUAAGUUUCGAAUCUCUCGAAGAAAAUAUUGCGGAAAAGAAAAAAAUGAUUGAUGAUCGUGAGAAAAGCAAACUAUCGCAUGAUUUUAGUAAGAAGCCUGAUGCAUCCACAGCAGAUACUGCUAUUGCAUACAUCAAUAAUUGCGAGAAAAUAAGUGAUGUUAGUGUAAGAAAAAGUGCAGCCGAUACUGGUACAAUCUUGAAAAAGUUUAUCAGCGAAUAUGGUAAUCAUCUUAAUGAACGAAUUCGGAAGGCUUGGGCAGAUAUGAACAGCAUUACAAAGCGAGAAGAAGUUUUGCAGGUUUCUCAAGAUUUAGAAUUGUGUCUAGAAGAAUUAUCUGGAUUAAGUAAAUUUACGAAUGUUUUUGUAUGUAUCGGAGGAGAUGAGAAAGUUGGAUAUUGGCAUCGAAAGCUUCAAGAGGAAUAUCGUGACAUGAGUAGGGAAAUGGAAAACUGUAAAGAGUCCGGUAAUAAUGAAGAAUUACGACGGCGACUGAUAAGAGCGCAACUCUUGAUUGCUUCAGAUCAUUUCUGUGCUAGUACGCGUGCCAAUCAUGCAUUUGGAGAUUUGUACAGAAAAUAUCAGGUAGAGAUAACCAAAGAUUCCAAAGAAACUUAUAGAAAUGUCCUCAGUUACUUACUACAAGCAGACUAUGAAAAUGCCGAACUGGAGUUGUGGAAAAUCGAUGAAAAAACAUGCAGUGCGCAAGAUCAAAAUCAGAUGAAAGAGGUAUUACAAACGGCGAUCAAGAAAUUAUUACAUAGCACUCGGUUGAUGAUCAAUAACAUUGAUUUCAAAGGUGGUCGAAAAGAGAAUAAUGACAUUCAAGAACAAAAGCUAAUCGAAAAUAUGGAAAAAAUUCAUACGUGUGCGACAAAAGGAAAACUUAUAGGAAUGCUUGACAAAACACACAAAGAGAGUCUGGAACAGUUUGAAAAACAAAUGACCGACAAGUUAGAUGACGUGAUCAAGAAAGGCAUUGAAUUCAUUGAAAGCUGUAUAGGUAAUGAUGACUAUUUGGAGGCAGAACAAUGUAUGGAACAGCUUAUUCGAGUACAGCGUGAACUGAUAAGUCAUUUUACAAUGGGCGAAGGCACAAGUAUUGAUGACGUGAAAAUGAAAGUAAGGACUUUAGAUACUAGUAUUUUACAAAGACAUGACUUGAAAGCUAUAAACAACUAUCACAUUAAGUCACCUAGAGCCCUUUUGGAUAAAUUGCUCAAGGCUAAUCAAGAAGGUUAUGCCAAGUAUAGAGCAGCUCACGACUCAAUAUUGUCAGAAAUUGAACAUAACUUUGAGAUGGCACUAACUGCAGCACGUACUGCGUCAUUCGAAGAGCGACUGAAAGCAUUGAGUCCAUUAACUUGUGCGUGUCGGUUUUUACCCAAGUCUUUAGAGUCUAAAUUCAAACCAGAAAUUACGAAGCUUCACGAGAUAAUUGUGGAAGAAGAGAAAGCAUAUAAGCGUGAUUUAAAGAACUUUAUCGAAAACGGAGUAGAGGACGAACAAACCAUAAAAAAAGUAGGCCAACUUAUCGAACAAUAUUCACUGGAAAAACGCGAAGCGCCUCUGGAGAUGUUAACCGAAGGAAUGAAACAAAAGUUAAGCAAGCAUGAGAUCACGAUGCAAACAUCACUCGCUGAUCAUCAGAUAAAAGCCGCUGCCAAGAGCUUUAAGUAUAUCAUUUUGUACAAAAAUAGUGUCCAUGAUGUAUCAGAAGUGAAUCAAAUUUAUACACAUGCAUGCAGUUCGAUGUGUUCUAGCUUCACAACUUACAUGGAUACUUUAACCUGCAUAUUCAAUUUUGAACAGAGUCAAAAAGUCAGCGAAGCUUUUGAUAAUAUACUUCUUUAUCUUGAAGUAUGUCAGGACACUGGACUUCAAGAACUACUUCCUCAGACGCUAUCAGAAAAGAGUAGGGGUGAUUUGAAAAGUCUACAUGAUUCUUGGCAUCGAAAUUCGGAAGCAUACAAUACGGCGAUCGAACAGAUGGCUUUUAACUCGUUGCAUGAAGUUAUGAUGAAAUCAAAGCCAUGGGAUGAACUCCUUCAGAAAGUUAAAAGUUGUCCUUGCCAGCAUAUUUUAUUGAAAGAGUUUCUAGAGAAAAUGCAAAAAAUUCUUUGUUAUGAUGAAAUGAAAUCUAUCCUACAGGGGAAGAUCGCAGAUUUGAAAAAGAAUUUUAGUGUAGAAUUGAUUAGUGAUGAAACUACACGAUUUGAAAAAGUACGCAAUCAGUUCUUUCAGAACCUUCGAAUAUCCAUUGAUAUCUUCAAUGAGAUUAAUCUAAAGUUUCAAAAUCUUCUGACAUCUUUGCCCGAUGUUAAACACUUAGAAGGAGAUCUCAAAAAGAAAGUGAUACAAAUCAGUGACCAACUUAUUGAAGUAGCAUCUAAGAAACCAUUGUCAAUGAUAGACACGGACGAUUUUCGCAAAUUUUAUGACCAUCUCGUUUCAUUUGAUAAAUAUGCACGUUUUCCGGAUGUUGAUGUUCGCACUGUUUUAGUCUCAGCUGAAAAACUAAUUUUCGACGAAGUCACAUUAUUAUCGAAAGAACUUGCGACUUUAAAAACAGACAUCGAACAGAUUGCUGGAGUAUUGAUGAAAAUGAAGUUCUUAGCUGAAAAUUUAUCGAUGUUCGAUACUAAAAUCAACGCAAAAAUAAACGAAGCACUAGAUUUGAUUAAGACACAGCAGGGAACAACAGGUGUAGAGCAGCUAACUAUGAUAUUAGAGGGCACAGAUUUAGGAAGUCGAUUGAUAGCAGAGCAUCCCGCUUUAAGUGGAGAGGACUGGCGGAAAAGACGUGAAAAAAUGCAAAAACAGGAUGACUUAAAAUAUGUAUUGGAUGAACUGCGAGGAGACGAUAUUGUUAAAGAUGUUUUGGAAAGUCGAUACAAAAGUUUCAGAAAACUAUACGACAACUUGGUUGCUAACACUCUGGCAACAUUCAAUCAGAAAACGGAGACUGAGCCAAAUAUUGAUGUAUUGAUCUCUCAAACGAAGUUUCUGCUUGGAAAAAUAGUUCACACCCCAACAUCUGUAAACUGGGAUCAAUCAGUUCGAGAUCAGAUUCCUGAUUUACUAGCACACAUUUUUGCGAUAUGGACUGCAAAAAAUACUCAGCAUUAUAACACAGCUCGUGGCAUAGAUGCUGGCAAAGCCUAUCUAUUGAUGCCACAUGUUGCACAAGUACUCGCUAUUUUUAGAAUUCUUGGCAUCGGUCACAAAAAAAAUGUGACAGUCGCUGGAUACAAUGUACCAGGCAUAAAACGACUAUCUAGUUCGUUGAUGAACAAUUUGGUACAAGUAGGGACAGGCGAGGGCAAAUCAGUGAUUAUGGCAGUGACUGCUUGUGUGUUCGCACUCAUCGGAGUAGAUGUCAGUUGUUCAUGCUACAGCGAAUAUUUGAGUACACGAGACAAGAAUGAUUUCGCGUCUGUAUUUCGAGCACUUGGAAUCGAUGAGAGAAUCGAGUAUGGCACCUUCAACAAGCUGUGUGAAAAUUUGUUGAAUGAGCAAUGUAAUGUGCGAGAAAAGGUGCGUGAUAUGAUCUUGAAGAAUAAGAAUGCUGUCGAUAUUGUUCAACAAACUGAACGCAUUCGUCCCAAAGUCUUAUUGAUCGAUGAAGUAGAUGUGUUUCUCAGUGAAAAAUAUUAUGGUGGACUGUACACGCCUGCAGUGUACUUGAGAGAUCCAACGAUCAAAGCUUUUUUGGAUAGUCUAUGGAUGAAUAAAAAUGUGCGCACUUUGAACGGUAUUAAAGCCAUGCCAACUUAUAAGCAGUGUGCUGCACAAUUCAGUAAUUGGAUGUUUCUCUUCGAUGAAGCCAUCAAAGAUAUGCUGGCUGCUCUACGAUCGUUUCAAGCGUCGACCUAUAUUGUGCAAAAUGAUAGAAUUGUGUAUGUUGAAGGUGAAUCUAUUGUCGACAAUGUUGUUCGAGGUUACGAUACCAUCUGGGCAUACUAUCAUGAGAACCAGAAAGGUAAUAUCAGUAAUGCAAGUCUAGAAACGAAUGUAGGCAUUAUCAUCAACUGUGGCACGUUCUCUUAUGCUGAAAUGCCACAUGCCUUUUCUUAUAUCACAGGUGUAACGGGUACAUUGGAAACUCUAGCGAAGCCAGAAAAAGAGAUACUUUGUGAUGUGUAUUACGUGCAGAAAAACACCUAUAUGCCAUCAGUAUUUGGACAGAGCAAUCGAAAUUAUAAUCCUGAGAAUGAUGUCGCAGUUGUUAACAAGUCAGAAUAUUUCACACGAAUUCGAGGACAAAUUGAUGUCAUGUGUAGAGCUAAGCGUGCGAUUCUGGUGUUUUUCGAAUCCGAGGAAAAACUGAUGCUUUUUUACAAUUCUCCAGAGAUGUCGACAAUCAAGCAGAGUGUACAAAUUCUCACCGAGAAAGUUUCUGUCAAAGAUAGAGAACUCUGCAUUAAGCGAGCAGCCAGCGAUGGCAAAGUGUCGUUAUUGACGCGAAUAUUCGGAAGAGGCACUGAUUUCGUGUGUCGAAAUCAAACACUUCUCGCUAAUGGUGGUAUUCAUGUGCUGCAAACAUUCUUCUCAGAAGAGUUAUCUGAAGAGGUUCAGAUCAUGGGAAGAGGAGCUAGACAGGGUGAUCAAGGUUCAUACAGAAUGCUUUUACUUGAUAGCGAUCUCGAAUGGCUUCUCGGAGCUAGCUGGGAAGAGGCCAUUUCGAAACUGAAAGGCUCCACUCUGUACUCGAGUUUGGAUAGUGCUCGUAAUAAGAUCUAUGCAAGCAAGUGUGAAGGAAAAAAAAUUGGCAUCGAUCAGUGUAAGAAGUCACAUGAUGCAUCGAAAGAUUUCAUGCAAGCACUAAUCAAAGGGGACAUGCGGAUCGUCAGAAACUUUUUGAUGGAACAAAAUCGAGGAGCUUUCCUAGGAAGUGAUUCCUCACGAACACUUCUACUUAUGGAUGCAACAGGUUCUAUGUCAGGCUUAUUGUCCGCUGCCAAAGACACCGUUUGCACUAUGUUUGAACGUGCAUUAAUUGUUUUAAAAGAGAAAGGACUUUCGCAAGAUUCAUUCAUAAUGCAAUUUGCUAUGUAUCGAAACUAUAAUUCAAGAGAAAACAAGAUCUUGGAAGUUUCUUCUUGGGAGACAAAAGCAAGUAAUUUGAGAACAUUUAUGAACACAAUUAGACCCGAAGGUGGAUGGGGAGACGAAGCAGUCGAAAUAGGAUUAUGGCACGCUGUUCAAGAAAGUCAGACACAAGAGUCGAUAGCUCAAGUGAUAAUAAUAGCAGAUGCUCCGGCUAACACAGAAGAAAACGUUAAAGUAAAACGAGCCGAUUUCGGUGAGUCGUAUUGGAACAAUACUAGAUUUUCUGUCCCAACAUACUAUAAAGACGAGUUACAGAAAUUGAAAAACAAAAACAUUCCUGUUCAUGCAUUCUAUCUGGAUAGCUAUGCCAAAGAAAAUUUUGAAGACAUUGCGAAGGCAACGAAAGGAAGUUGUAAAUCGUUGGAUAUUCAUUCUUCGCAUGGUGCCGAAUUACUAACUAACUUUGUUACAGAGGAGGUUUUAAGAAAAGCAGGAGGAGAAUCAGCAGUAGAACUAUAUAAACAGAAAUUUGUGAAGACGGCUUAUACAUCAUGA
Rotaria socialis is the source of this 10659-nucleotide messenger RNA. The record is from the annotation of a GenBank genome assembly. Lineage: Eukaryota; Metazoa; Rotifera; Eurotatoria; Philodinida; Philodinidae.